CAACCAAGGGGUUACCUGCGGUGUAAGGUAUACUAGAGGCACAUGCAGCCGGCUCUCCCUCUUUAUUCCUGUGUCAGCGUGCCUGAUGGGUCCCUGUGAAACAGAUACUGCAGUAUGAGGAUGAGUACGAUGCAGCAUGGAAUAUGGAACCAUGCUCUGGGCUUCUAGCUUUAUCCAUAGGCAGUGUGUGUAAGUGUGUGUAAGUGUGUGGGGUUGGGCUUCUGAUGAAUUGCACAUUGCUCUGCACACUGGCAUUACACUGCUUCCCACAUCUCUAGCCCAAAGCACUCGCUUCCCCUUCAUUGCUGCCUGUGUAGUAUUAUAAAUACACUAUUAUUCUUCCUCCUGCCUUGGCUUUCAUCCGUUUUUCACGCUCGGCUUGGCAUUGGCUCACUCGUGGGUCCAUCAGGGGUCUGGCUGCCUCAUAAAGAUUUACGGAACUGCAGCAGCCAACUGGGCUGGAGGCUCCGCUCCUGAAAUUUCCUAUUUUUUAUGAUUGGAACUGCAAAUAUACACGGAUACGUCUUCUUCCACCGAUACUGCGGCUUCUGGAUCAGCCAGGUGAUUCCACAUUCACUGCCAAGUUAAACAUUGACAGUUAAAGGCAAUCAGAAGCAGUCCAGCUGCAGGGGGGCAAUGGGUUGUGGACUAAAAGGAGCCUGUGUUCAGUUGGAAUGACAGAAGAAUAAUAGGUUCUGACCCGCCUUACUUUCCUCUAGGUGCAGCAGAUUCCAGCAGGUCUGGGACCCACAUGAUAUCUGCAGAUGAUGCUGAAUACCCCAGGGAAUACCGAACCCUUGGGAAUGGGACACGGCGCUUCUCUAACGUCGGCCUGGUGCACACCUCGGAGCGCCGGCAUACCGUGAUUGCGGCACAAAGCCUGGAGGCGCUCACUGAGCUGCAGAAGUCUGAGAUGGAGAUGAAGAGGGACGCCUUCAUGGACCACCUCAAGAACAAGUAUCCCCAACAUGCUUUAGUGAUCCGAGGUCAGCAGGAGAGGAUUCGAGACCAGUUGCUCCAAGGCGCCUCACCUCUCCUGCUUGCAGGGACUUCAUGCAACCCUGAUGCCUUGAUGUAUAGGGAUACACAGGAGAAUGCCGUGCCCGUGUGCCUAGAUAAUCCAUCAUCGCAACCCAACUACUGGAGCUUUAAGACAAGGAGUUCACGACAUACCCAGAGCUCUCAGCCUGGUCUUGCCGACCAAGCAGCCAAAUUGUCCUUUGCCUCUGCUGAAUCACUGGAGACCAUGUCGGAAGCUGAGCUGCCACUGGGAUUCAACAGGAUGAACCGAUUCCGUCAGAGUCUACCUCUGUCCCGCUCCACCAGCCAAACCAAACUGCGCUCACCAGGAGUCCUGUUUUUACAAUACGGAGAUGAAACAAGGCGUGUGCACAUCACCCAUGAAAUCACCAGCAUGGACACUCUACACGCACUCAUUGUGCACAUUUUCCAGCAGAAGCUCACCAUGGGAAUGCUUAAAUCCCAUAAUACGGCCAUACUCAUUAAGGACGAAUCCCGCAAUGUCUUUUAUGAACUGGAGGAUGUCAGAGACAUCCAGGACAGAAGUAUUAUAAAGAUCUACAGGAAGGAACCCCUUUAUUCCUCGUUUCCUGCUCCUCAUAUAACCAACGGGGAUGUGAGAGUAAGCGGAAAAGACCGCUGGUCAGACUGCUGUCAACGGCUUUGGCUGGGUCUGGGCUGGGGGCUGGAAAGAGAGAUGAUGUACAGUUCCAGAGAUUCAUCUCCAACACGCCGUUUGAACACCAUGUCUCCUGCUUCCCAUUUGGCUUCAGGGUCACCGCCUCCUGUGCUCCAGUCCUCGUCCCCAGCUCGUUCUCGUAUGUCCUACAGUGGUGGUAGACCCCCCUCUUAUGCAGGCAGUCCAGUGCACCAUGGAGAGAGAAUAUCUGGUCUGCCUCCUGCUCAGGGGGUCUCCCCCAGCCCUAGUGCCAUUUUGGAAAGGAGGGACGUCAAGCCAGACGAGGAUCUUGCUAACAAGAAUAUGGUACUAGUGAAAAAUGAGGGACUUUAUGCAGAUCCCUAUGGAAUGGUUCAUGAAGGCAGACUUAGCAUUACAUCUACCCAGUCCCUUGCUGGUUUAGGUGACCCCUUCUCAUACCCUGGGGGGUUGUACAAGCGAGGGUCAGUGCGGUCACUGAGCACAUACUCAGCUGCUGGUCUUCAAACAGACCUAGAAGAUGGAAUGUACAAACCUAACUCUCAUAUCUAUGGCGAAACCUAUGGGACUGGGCUGGGUUUCAGAAUGCCACCAUCUUCCCCACAAAAAGUUUCUGAUGGAAGGUUGGUAGAUGUCCAGCAGAGUCAGAGUCCACACCGCCCCUACACAGGGUCCUCAAGCCGAUCGUCUCCUGUACGUCAGACCUUCCGCAAGGACUCUUCCUCAUCAGUAUUCGUAGACAGUCCUGUUAGUAAGCAAAGAAACCAUAGCUCCUCCUCCGGUAAUAAUGAAAUAUUCCCAGGACCUGGUGAAAGACCUCUUUCUGGGUUUGGAUCUCCAGUUCCUGCUAAGGAUUCAGAAACAAGGGAAAGAAUGGAAGCAAUGGAGAAGCAGAUUGCCAGUCUAACAGGGCUUGUCCAGAGCGCCCUUAUGCGGGGACCUGAUGGUGACAGUCCAAGUGAGAAGCCUGAAACAGUUAACGGGGGAGCAGCAAUUACAUCAGCGAUUGGUGCGGGGACCCCGUUGUCCACACCUACGGCAGGGUCCAGCAGCACCCCAGCAGACCAGAGCAAGGCCAUCAACCGCCUGCACAUGCAGCUGCACCUCCAAGGUCUCCAGCACAAUGCCAGCGAGCUGAGGAACCAACUGCAGCAAUUGAAGAAACUGCAGCUCCAGAACCAAGAAGCAGUACGGACCAUGCUAAAGCGAACCGAGACAGAGAUCAGCGUGAGAGUGACAGACACCAUGCGCAAGCAAGAAGACCCAUUACAGAGACAGCGGGCGAUGGUGGAGGAGGAGAGGCUAAAAUAUCUGAAUGAGGAGGAAUUCAUCACUCACCAGCUCAAUGACCUGGAGAAGUCAGUGGAGAAAAUAAAGAAGGAUCUGAUGCACAACCGCCACUUGAUCUCAGUGCACGAGCUGGAAGAGAAGGCUGUGGUUCUGAGGCAUCUUGGGGAGACACUGACUGAACUGAAAGCUCAGUUCCCAAGCCUACAGAGUAAAAUGCGUGUGGUUUUGCGUGUGGAGGUGGAAGCCGUGAAAUUCCUGAAGGAGGAGCCUCAUCGUCUCGAUGGACUGUUGAAGAGAUGCAAGACUAUGACCGACACUCUCGCUCAGAUCCGCAAACAAGUAAACGAAGGUGUUUGGAACACCCCAGAGAACCUGCACAAUCAGUCCCCAAAACAAAUGACAUCCGAUAGCAAUUUCCCAAAGAGCACAGUGUUUGAGCUGCCAUCUAGCCCUCCGACCAACUUCCACGAAGCUCAGAGCCAAAGCUGGGAGUCCGUGUGCCACAGCGAAGGCACCAACACGAACCCAACUAAGGGGGAGAUGGUGACUGUGAGGACGCAGACUGUUCCAGAGACCAAGAGGGUUGGAGCAGAGAAAUCGGUGUCAGUGGAGGCAGCAGAACGAGACUGGGAGGAGAAACGAGCAGCACUGACUCAGUACAGUGCCAAGGAUAUCAAUCGUCUACUGGAAGAAACCCAGGCAGAGUUAAUGAAAGCUAUCCCCGACCUGGACUUUGCAGCCAAACACAAAAUUACUGGAAGUGCACCAUCCACCCCAGAACACCGAAUCAGCAAACCACAACAGGCCCAAAAGCUCAGCACCAAGAUAGACCCCAAUGGACGGAGGGGAUCUGAUGAGCUAACAGUGCCCAGGUACCGCACUGAGAAGCCAUCAAAAUCACCUCCACCCCCUCCUCCACGCCGCAGCUUCCCUUCUACCCACGGACUCACCACCACUAGGACAGGAGAAGUCAUUGUCACCAGCAAGAAGGAGACCGGACUUAUCAAGAAGUCAGAAUCUGAAGAACUGGAAACCCAAAAGCCUCAGGUGAAGCUGCGCCGGACUGUGUCGGAAGUUGUUCGCCCUGCCUCUACCCCACCAAUCAUUGCCUCUGGUAUCAAGGAUGAUGAUGAUGAAGAUAGGAUUAUUGCAGAACUGGAGGUAUUUCAGAGAAGUUCGGGCUCACUAUUUAUCCCCCAGUUCCAUGGUGACCACACCAUGGCAUCCCAAGUGUUGCCACGUCCAGCACAUCUGUGGUCCAGUGGGGCCGCAGUAACAUCCAGAGGAUGGCAGGCUGUAGAAUCUGAUCAGACUGAAGGAGGCCCAAAGGUCACAGAGGCAACAUCACCCCGACUUUCCUCAGCUCAUGAUCUCCAGGAAUUAUCUGUCCCUACUUCAGUCAACCGAAAGUUCUCUCUUCCUCAGAUCAUCCUCACAGAGUGGACUUCCAACCCACCUUCUCCUACAAAUGAGGGUGAUGGACUUUCUAAUAAGGCUGAUUCUUGGACAGCAGGAAAUUGUGACUCAGUGGAAAGAGAAGUUAAUCGAAUGAGUCCAAGUUACAUAGGAUCCAAGGAUUUAUCUGCUGGGUUUCAUUUUAACAAUUUAUCUUCAGACACUCACAUGUCUUAUUCAGAUUCUGGCUUAAAUCUCAGAGGACCAGAAACCCCAUCUAUGGGUAUUCAUGGGAUGUCUGACAAGGGCAGCAAGACUGAGGAGAGAGAAGAAAUUAUUGGUUUUAUUAUGAUGAAGGGCAGUAUUGUGUCUUUAACCACUGAAGAUAUGAAUGAAUUGGAGAAGAGCGGUGAGGUGAAUGAUAUGAAUGUAAAACAUAUUGGGGAAGUCAAUGAAAAUAUUUUAGCGGAGGAACUCGAUGACAAGGCAGAUGGAAAGCCUGUCCUUUUACUCUUUGAAAAACCGGUGGUGCUUGAAGAUGCUUACAAAAGAUUAUGGAACAUAACAAGGAGCUGGCAACCUUCUGAAGGAUCUGCAGAGGUUCAGCACGCACUGGUGACUUCAGAACUGACAAAAGAUGAAUUUGAUGAGAGCGUGGCCCAAAUGCAGUCAUUUCCAGAGCUCCAAAGAAUGACAGGGCCAUUUGUCCCAGUGCCAAGACCAAGAAACCUUCUAGGAAAAGACUCAAAAUGUCAACGCCCCAAGCACAACAGCUUAGAGCUAUCAAAGGCACACAGCAAGGCAUUGCUAGAAGACUUUCACUCAGGAGUGGCUUCAAAGAUGAGAGUAAUUGAUGUUCAGAAAAUGAUGCAUUCUGCUUUAGAGAAUACAGCCCGCUCCCAUGUUAUUCCAGCACAAGAACAAGACAGAUUGUCAGCAGAUGGAAAUUGUGUGGAAUGGAGAAGCAUGGACAUUUGCAGGAAUACCUAUAAGAGGUUGGCCGGUCUGGAGGAAAGCAUCAGAGAGCUUGAGCUCACCAUAAAUGAAAUUGGUGUACAGCAGCCUGUAGAGUUUACACAAGAUGCAUCUGCUGAGUGUUGUCAACAGUCUUAUGCGCUUCAAAAAGAGACAGGUCAAGGACAAUUAAACAUGCUGAGUGGGAAUGAACCUCUCCAGGCUUUACCAAGAGCGGGUAAUGGAAUACCAGUCAGCUCUCCAAGCAAAACUAAACCUCCACUGCUGCCCAAGCCUCAGAUCCUUAAGAGUGGAGGUGUCUCUAUCCCACCCAUGAAGAUGGUAAACCCGGUGGGUUCCCGGCUGAAGGGCACCCAGCAGACCAGCGGAGACAAGAGUAACAAGCACUCCAAGCAGAGGAUGGAGUACAUGAGGAUCCAGGGCCACCAGCAGGUAGUUUAUCUCUAGAGAAGAUGUGAGCACAAGCAGUGAAAAACCUGAUAACCAAAGGGCUGGACACAUGGAAUGGAGAGAGAAAGACUUUAUAAGGGACCACCAAUGUGUUCCACUGUGCCCUUAUAUCUCCCCAGGCCUGACUGUUACCAAAUCUGCAGCUACUCAACGUUCCAGAUGUACAUAGGAGUCUCCAGAAGCUAUGGCUUUACCCAACGACACUUUGGUUUUUUCAUUUCAGCUCUUUAAUUCUCAGUCCUGUAGGUUUCUGUGAAAAGUCUGGAGGUGUUAGAAUGAUCUUCUUUGUGUGUCAUGUUGUUAGCAAUAAGUGAGAAACCCUUCCCUGAAAGUAGAUGGAGGUUCUCCACUACACCCUUGUCUUUGGUGGUUGCAAAAGUGCUUAGCACCGACUGUCAGUUGCAAUUUCCCUUCUUUGCCUGGGGGGAAGCACAGAGUGGAAGGAAGAGGUGACUUCUGGGUUACUAGACAUAUGGUAUUAUAUGAUCACUCAUAGAGUGAGAAAUGCCAAGACCGGUGAUGCGAUGACCUGUCCCAGACACUAACACUGUUACCCCAGUCAAGCAAUAUGUGUCCUCUGCACAUGGACUGGACUUGGUGGCACAAUUUCAUGGCUUUCCUGGAGACUUUACUAAUCAGGACUUGGGUCUUGGAAGAGGCUGAAAAUCAGCUUUGCAGGGUGGAUUCUUCCUUGUAGAUACUCCUGUCUGCUCUGUCCAGCAGGGUUAAUGGGGACCCCCUUGUAAUAUUGUAUAAUAUAAGCACAGACACUAGGAACACUAUAUCCGUGGCGUGUGUGUGAGUGUGCAAACUGUGUGUCAGCGAAUGGAGCAAAAAUAUCCCCCAGAAUUUCUUUGGUUCCGUCUGUCCAUCCUCUCAACACUUUCCGCUAAAAAAAUCACAUUUUUUUUUUUUUUGUAAAUGAACCAUUUUUUGUACAGACAGAGGCUGAGUUUAUAUAAAGGAAAUAAAAUACAAAAACCCGCACUGUCAUUAUUCUGAAUUGCAAAGGAGCGCUUUACAUUCAGUCAAGUGUCUUACAUUUUCUAUUGAUUUAUGAAAAUAUAUAUAUACAUAUUAUAUACAUCAAAUAAAUGCCUAAUAUAAAUAUAUAUAAUAUAUAAUAUAUAUACUUAAAGGAUUCUUUCCUUGCCUGGUGAGAAAUGGGAAUGGGUGAAUGGAAUAUUUUCUGUUUUUUUUU
This is a messenger RNA of Xenopus laevis (African clawed frog), 6989 nucleotides long. RefSeq names its product SRC kinase signaling inhibitor 1 (gene srcin1.S). The record is from RefSeq and is a predicted model, not a curated record. The coding region runs from base 752 to 5785 and encodes 1677 amino acids. The transcript is spliced from 23 exons. NCBI's taxonomy places the organism in Eukaryota, Metazoa, Chordata, Amphibia, Anura, Pipidae.